AUGUCAUUAGUACGUAUCCUUGUUAUCAUUGCCCUUUUAGCAAUAACAAUCAGCGAUAGUUUUCCAAAUGCAUAUCUAUCUUCUUUAAACAAUGAUCCAUCAACAAUUGCUGUUAAGCCAAAUAUUGUACGCAGAGAAGAUUUCGAUCCCUAUGGUCUUAAUUCAAUUUUAAGUCGAUUUAGUAAAAGUUCGAAUUCCAUUCAAGUUUUAAAUCAUAUAUAUGAUGGUUUUUAA
Messenger RNA from Rotaria sp. Silwood1, 234 nucleotides. Lineage: Eukaryota; Metazoa; Rotifera; Eurotatoria; Philodinida; Philodinidae. The record is from the annotation of a GenBank genome assembly.